Molecule: messenger RNA, 692 nt
Organism: Cucurbita moschata (crookneck pumpkin)
Lineage: Eukaryota; Viridiplantae; Streptophyta; Magnoliopsida; Cucurbitales; Cucurbitaceae
Product: cucumber peeling cupredoxin-like
Exons: 2
Coding region: 33-647 (204 amino acids)
Cellular component (GO): plasma membrane
Molecular function (GO): electron transfer activity
Source: RefSeq, a predicted model, not a curated record
GGCGAUCUGAGAACACAAACCCACCAAUUACAAUGGCGGCGAAAUCGAUACUCGCGGCGGUGUUUCUUCUGCUGGCCGUGGUUGCUCCGCCGCGGAUGGCGUCGGCCGCCACUCACAUCGUCGGCGAUUCGCUCGGCUGGAACAUCCCUUCUGAUCCCACUUCUUACUCCGAUUGGGCCGCCACCAAAACCUUUCUCGCCGGCGACAUUCUCCUUUUUAAUUUCACCACCGGACAACACGACGUGACGGAAGUGACUAAGGCCUCAUUCGAUUCCUGCGCCACCGCCAACCCGAUCUCCUCCACGAAAUCCGGUCCGGCGAGGAUCACACUCACCGACGCCGGUAGCCGUCACUUCAUUUGUUCAUUCGCUGGCCACUGCGGUACCGGCCAGAAGCUCUCCGUCACCGUCCGAUCACAAUCUUCUCCACCGCCGACCACCGCGCCUCCACCUUCUAACAAACCCAAAAAACCGUCGCCGCCGCCGAAAGCUUCACCGCCGACCGCCACUCCACCACCCUCGGAGAAUGGCCCUUCAGCUCAGACGCCACCAGCCGCCCCGCCGCCACGCAACUCCGCCACCUCCCUCGGCGGUUUCGCCGUCUUCUUCUCCGCCGGAUUGACGCUUGCUGUAGCUUUGAUUUACUAGAGAUUGCCAUUGUUUUUGUAAAAAAAAAAAAAAAAAAAAAAAAAA